This is a messenger RNA of Caenorhabditis remanei, 642 nucleotides long. RefSeq lists its product as uncharacterized. Lineage: Eukaryota; Metazoa; Nematoda; Chromadorea; Rhabditida; Rhabditidae. The transcript has 7 exons. The record is from RefSeq and is a predicted model, not a curated record. Bases 1 to 642 code for a protein of 213 amino acids.
AUGCAACAUGAUAACAAAAGACCCCAAAUCUCGCCGACUAUCCGAAGACACUCAUCCAACGUGAAAACGUAUGACGCUAUUCAAUUCCGGGAUAAAUUGAGAAGAGGUAUAUCCCUAGAAAACAUUGGUCCCCAUCGUGUCUGUUUCUAUCCACAACCAACACCAUCUCACCGCAAUCCACCAAACUCAAAUCGUCCGGUUAUAUUCUCAAAGAAUCUCAUCGGAUCAGCAUCGAAAAACAUCAGCCGAAAAGUUUCCAGUUAUUCGAAAAUGUCAAGUUUGGCGAGAGUUGCUUGGCUCCGACCGUACGCAGGUGAUCCGAUGCAUGCUGCUACGUUGCCAAGGAAUUAUGGACUCCACGACACAUCGGCCACGUGGAACGACCGUAUCCUCUACAACAAUAUGGGAGCAUCUACAGUAGGACGAGGAGGUCAAAAUGGACACAUUGUUCACGGUGGAAGACACUUCGCGUCGCUGGAAAAGUCGAAAGCUCAACGAUACUCCCGCAGUGAGUAUCAUCUAAUGGACAAUAAUAACGAGUUCACGGAUUAUGACACGAUUCAGAGACAGGUAUGUAUCACCCCAACAUUUUUUUUAAUACAAUUGUGUCCCAUCGCAGACUUCUUAACGGUUUCUUACUAG